AUGCGGGUGCUGAGUCUGCUACCUCUGCUCCUGUCUCUGGCCGCGGCGAGGGCCCAGUGCUCGCUGAUCAGACACGUGCUGUACGUGGAGAAGGAAGGGUGCAACUUCUGCAUGGCCGUCAACACCACCAUCUGUGCCGGCUUCUGUAUGUCACAGGACGUCAACAUCAAGGCGCUCCUGCCCAAGAUGGCCCUGGCCCAGAGGGUGUGCACCUACCGGCACAUGGACUACAUCUCCAUCCGGCUUCCUGGGUGCCCGCCUGGCGUGGACCCGGUCUACAGACUGCCCGUGGUAUUGGGCUGUGUGUGCAGCCAGUGUUCGACCGACACCACUGACUGUACCACCGGCGUCGAAGCGCCUCUCCACUGCACGAAACCUCAAUGGCACAUCCCCGCAUCACGCUCCCCCCUCCUCCUCUUCUCCGCUACCCCCCGCAAGCAGGAGGCUAAUCACGGUCUCGCUCCAUUCAAUUGAUCGAUUCUUGCUCCUCCCCCAUCCCUGCUCUGUAACCCUCUGCUUAACAGGAAUCCAUCGUUCUCUGGCGAUUCAGUGCACACAUAAUGCAGCAGCUUUCAGAAUUCACCGCCACUCUGUGCACAAAGAGCUUCUUCCUACAUCACAGACUGGCACUAGGACAGCUGCAGUGCCGAGGUUGGCCAGCAGCUGGCAGUGUUGCUCCACUUUCCCUUCCCUGACCACAAUCCAUUGAUGGGAGACUAUGAAACAAAAUUACAAACUUACCACUGCGUGAAAUUCAAAAGACAAACAAUUAUUGUACCUGACGAAAUACAGAUUAUCGUGUGGCAUUAAGUUUGUUACAAUACUGUACUCAGUACCAGUGUCAUAAC
Amblyraja radiata (thorny skate) is the source of this 848-nucleotide messenger RNA. RefSeq names its product thyrotropin subunit beta-like. The record is from RefSeq and is a predicted model, not a curated record. Bases 1 to 474 code for a protein of 157 amino acids. Lineage: Eukaryota; Metazoa; Chordata; Chondrichthyes; Rajiformes; Rajidae. Gene Ontology annotation, cellular component: extracellular region; cytoplasm. The transcript is spliced from 2 exons. Gene Ontology annotation, molecular function: hormone activity. Gene Ontology annotation, biological process: G protein-coupled receptor signaling pathway.